AUGGCCGGCGCGGGCCCCACAUUUUGUGUCCACACGGUCACGGCGACCGGCGCGCCGUCGUCCGUCGCACCCACGGCGCUGUCGGCGCUCGACGCCUUCGAGGCGCGCUUCGGCGGCCCCCACAUGUGCUACGAGUUCGACGCGCCCCUGGACCCGGCGCGGCUCGAGCGGGGCUUCGCGAAGCUGCUGCGCGAGUGCCCCUGGCUCGGCGGCGCCGUCGCGCCGCUGCCGGGGGACCCGCCCGCCGCGCUCGCGAUCGUCGGCGCGCCGGCGGCGGCCGCCGAGGCGCACUUCGCGGCCGUCGGCCUCGGCCGCGCGGCCCGCGUCGCCGCCGUCGACGGCCGCUCGCUCGCGUGGGACCCGGCGCGCCACGGCCCGCGGCGGCCGUGGUGGAACGAGGCCGCGCUCGGCUGCCUCCGGUCCCAGAGGCGCGCGCUGCGCGACGCGGCCGCGCGCGGCGACGGCGCGCUCCUCCUGCUCGAGGACGACGCGAUCCUCGACGCGAACGUCGUCGCCAAGGUGCGGGCCUGGACGGCGCACCGCGCCUUCGCGCGCGUCCCCUGGCACCUCCUCUACCUCGGCGGGAACCACGACCUCCCGCCCGCGGAGCUCAGCGACGACGACGACGACGACGACGACGACGGCGGCGGCGGCGCGCCGUGCCGCCUCGUCCGCGCGCGGCGCACCGUCGCGCUCCACGCCGUCCUCGUCCACCGCCGCGCCUUCGCGGGCGCGGGCGUGCUCGCGCUCCUCGACACCGAGGCCGCGCCCUCCGACAUCCUCCUCGCGCGCGACUACCAGCCGCGCUUCCCGUGCUUCGUGCUCGAGCCCCGCCUCGCGACGCAGCGCCGGGGCCACAGCGACAUCCGCGGCGAGAUCGUCGACUACGCCGCGCUCCUGGGGGGCGCGCCGACCGGCGACACCUGA
This is a messenger RNA of Aureococcus anophagefferens, 927 nucleotides long. RefSeq lists its product as hypothetical. The record is from RefSeq and is a predicted model, not a curated record. The coding region runs from base 1 to 927 and encodes 308 amino acids. NCBI's taxonomy places the organism in Eukaryota, Pelagophyceae, Pelagomonadales, Pelagomonadaceae. The transcript has 3 exons.